AUGACGGAGGCUCUCAAACCCAUCCUGGAGCGACUUGAAUUUAACGAUGUCGAUUUUCAAUACUUCACUGCACCCAAUGAGCCAACCAUCGUCAAUGGGCACACCUAUGCGCCAAUUGACAGUAUAAAUUCGGGAGAAGACUCGGCCAAGUCAGCUAUGAACUGUUGGUCAGUGUUGAAUCUGAUUUCUCAAUUUGAUGCAUUCCUUGUCGCCUGCUACUCCGCGCAUCCAUUGGUUGGUUUAUUGCGAGAGCAUAUAUUGGAAGAAGAAAAGACAGCCCCCGCACAAGGGAAGAAGUACGUGAUUGGCAUUUUCGAAGCCAGCAUCACAGCUUCUCUGUCCUUGAUCAGCGGAUUCAACUUUGUCACUCUUGGGGAAUCGAAGAAGGAGCAAGUCAAGGAGACAUUUGGAAUCAUCACCACAGGCAGUGUAUGGAAAGAAGAGCUCAGUAAUGCCGUCACUGCGAUGUUAGUGGGUGCGGGCCAAAGUUCUUCCCGCUUCGCUGGAGUUGAGACAACGGGUUUGACGGCAGUUGAACUGCAUACGACGCUGCCUGAGGAAGUGACACGAAGGAUUCGUGAUGCUACUCAGCGCUUGCUUCAAAAUGCCCCAAACCCCGUCGGAGCCAUCUCACUAGGAUGUGCUGGUAUGGCAGGUAUGGAAGAGGCCGUGCGAGCAGGUUGCAUACAGCAGUACGGUGAGAUUCAAGGGUCCAGAGUCAGAAUUAUUGAUGGUGUAGUUGCAGGAGCUGGAACAUUGGUUAUGGCCUUUAUCAAAGCUUCCCGCGCCAAAACGCGUCUUCUUAUCGUCACCAUCAUAAUUUCAAGAUUCACUUCUAACAAGAAGCAAGCACUAUGCCGAGUGUUUACCAAUACUGAUAUGUAUGGGAAUUACAGGGAAAUCAUCACGAUUCAAGCUGGCCAGUGCGGCAACAAUGUUGGCAGUCAGUUCUGGCAGCAGCUGUGCCUGGAGCACGGAAUCAGCCAGGAUGGGAACUUGGAGGAAUUUGCGACAGAAGGCGGGGAUCGCAAGGAUGUUUUCUUCUACCAGAGUGACGACACACGAUACAUUCCCCGAGCGAUUCUUCUCGACCUAGAACCUAGGGUUCUCAAUGGCAUCCAGACGGGCCCUUAUCGCAAUAUCUACAAUCCCGAGAACUUCUUCAUUGGGCAGCAAGGUAUCGGGGCGGGUAACAAUUGGGGUGCUGGAUAUGCAGCCGGAGAGAUCGUUCAAGAGGAGAUUUUUGAUAUGAUUGAUCGAGAGGCGGAGGGAAGUGAUUCACUCGAGGGUUUCAUGCUACUACACUCGAUUGCAGGAGGCACAGGCUCUGGCCUGGGAAGCUUCAUUCUCGAGCGAAUGAACGACCGAUUCCCCAAAAAGCUGAUCCAGACAUACUCCGUUUUCCCGGAUACACAAUCAGUAGAUGUGGUCGUCAAUCCCUACAACAGUGUUCUCACCAUGCGGCGAUUGACCCAAGAUGCUGAUUCGGUCGUUGUUCUUGACAACGGCGCCCUAUCAAGAAUUGUGGCCGAUCGACUCCACGUACAAGAGCCUUCAUUCCAACAAACAAACCAGCUUGUGUCGACGGUCAUGUCGGCAUCCACCACUACACUCCGAUAUCCCGGCUACAUGCACAACGACCUUGCUGGAAUAAUUGCCUCGCUGAUACCCACACCACGCAGCCAUUUCCUGCUCACUUCAUACACCCCUUUCACUGGUGACAAUGUUGAGCAGGCCAGAACCGUGCUCAAGACCACCGUAUUGGAUGUGAUGCGCCGUCUACUUCAGGCGAAGAACCGCAUGGUGUCGAUCAACGCCAGCAAAUCCAGCUGCUACAUCAGCAUCCUCAAUAUCAUCCAAGGUGAAGCCGACACGUCAGACGUGCACAAGUCUCUUUUGCGUAUCCGGGAACGAAAACUUGCAUCAUUUAUUCCCUGGGGCCCUGCAAGUAUCCAAGUGGCACUCACAAAAAAGUCUCCGUACCUGCAGCACACGCAUCGGGUCAGCGGUCUCAUGCUGGCCAACCACACAUCCGUCGCAACACUGUUCAAGCGGAUUGUUUCCCAGUACGACCGGUUGCGCAAGCGCAAUGCCUUUUUGGAACAGUACAAGAAAGAAGCACCCUUUUCCGACGGUUUAGGGGAGUUCGACGAGGCUCGGGCUGUGGUCAUGGAUCUUGUGGCUGAAUAUGAGGCAGCCGAACGCGAGGAUUACCUUGACCCAGAUGCAGGCAAAGGCAAGGAAACCGACAUACGGGAUCGGGGGGGCCCAGUGAGCGUUAUCUUUGCUUUCUUUUUUCAUGAAUAUUUCCCUUAUUGCUUCGACAUGGCAAGAGGUUUCGGGGGCGCAACCUAG
Molecule: messenger RNA, 2355 nt
Organism: Penicillium taxi
Lineage: Eukaryota; Fungi; Ascomycota; Eurotiomycetes; Eurotiales; Aspergillaceae
Product: gamma-tubulin mipA
Exons: 8
Coding region: 1-2355 (784 amino acids)
Biological process (GO): mitotic sister chromatid segregation; mitotic cell cycle; cytoplasmic microtubule organization
Cellular component (GO): gamma-tubulin complex; cytoplasm; microtubule
Molecular function (GO): GTP binding; structural constituent of cytoskeleton
Source: RefSeq, a predicted model, not a curated record